Molecule: messenger RNA, 325 nt
Organism: Paramecium pentaurelia
Lineage: Eukaryota; Ciliophora; Oligohymenophorea; Peniculida; Parameciidae
Source: the annotation of a GenBank genome assembly
AAUGGGUUGUUGUGCUUAUAAAGGAUAAAAUAGGAAUAAAGAAAAGGUUUUUUGUGAACCAAAUAUAUCAGAUACUCAAAAUUAUCGAUAAUCUUAGGACUAAUCACUCUAACCUAAAUAUCAAGAAUAAACCAUGGAAAAAGUAACUUGUGAAAUAUAGAUUGUUUAAAAAAAUAAUUUAAAUCAUCUGAUUACUUUAAAAGAGAAUCAAUAUACUGUUUACAAUAAGGAUGAUCUUAAUGUUGUUGAUGAUCAAUUUUUUUAAGAUAAACAUUAACAAAAACCUCAAGAAGUUGAAAAAGCUAAUUCUGAUGACGAUUAUUGA